This is a messenger RNA of Coregonus sp. 'balchen', 4728 nucleotides long. NCBI's taxonomy places the organism in Eukaryota, Metazoa, Chordata, Actinopteri, Salmoniformes, Salmonidae. The record is from the annotation of a GenBank genome assembly.
CUGCUAACAUCCUCUGCAUGCGCUUAAUUAGAAGGGGGUAUUAAAGUAGAACAGUAAUGCUCCCAGAUUUGAAUCUGCCGUCUGCUGUGUAGCCCACGGAAGGCAACGACAUGGGAAGCACCGGGAGGAUGCUCAACAUGUGGAACAGGAGACAGAGCCUCUUCCCCAACUACAAAGUCACUGGGCCUAGUGCCGAACAUAGAAGACCCUCAGAAGACAGCGCCCUUCCAUUCACCAAGGACAGCUGUAUAAAAGAAUGGAAUUCCAUGCAGGAACUGAGCAGGGACAUUUAUGACAUCUACUCUGAGUAUGAGGAUGACGAAGAUGAGAGGCCUUCGGCUCUUCUUUCAAGGCUGGCUUCACCCACCAAGAAUUACAAUCUCAACAUCAAUGUUGGGGGGAAGUCCUAUCAGAUAGCUUACCGGUUGGCGGCCAGGUACCCCAAAACUAGGAUAGGGCGGCUUGCCACCUAUACAGACCACAACAAGAAACUGGACCUAUGUGACGAUUACCAAGUCAAGAAAAAUGAGUACUUCUUCGACAGGGACCCAGAGGUUUUCAACAACAUCUUCACCUUCUACAGAACUGGGGUGCUGUGGAUAAAAGACGAGCUGUGUCCCAGAAACUUUCUGGAGGAGAUCAACUACUGGGGUGUGAGGAUCAAAAACACCCACCGCUGCUGCCGGAUCUCCUUUGAGGAGCGGCAGGACGAAAUAAACGAGCAGCUGAACAUCCAGAGAGAGCUGGAGGCCGAGGUGGAGAUCGAGGAGAACGAGGAGCUGUUUCAGGACAUGUUCAUGGGCUAUAACCGAAGAGUGAUCUGGAACCUGAUGGAGAAACCUUUCUCCUCCGUCCCUGCCAAGCUCAUGGCCUUGGUCUCCAGCCUGUUCGUCCUGGUAUCCCUGGUGGCCAUGACACUCAACACAGUAGAGGAUAUGCAGUACAAGACUCCCUCUGGCCAACUGAGCGGAAAGACUUACUGUGAAUUUGUGGAGUCUCUGUGCAUUGCCUUUUUCACCAUGGAGUAUCUGCUCAGGCUGGUGUCCACACCUGACCUCCAGACCUUCGCCAGGAGCAUGCUCAACACGGUGGACCUGAUCGCUAUUCUACCUCAGUACCUGCAGCUGGCUUUGGAGUGCUUUGAGAACAAUGACUACGUGAAGCACGAACACGACAUGAGGACAGUUGGACAGGUGGGGAAGCUGGGCCAGGUGCUGCGGAUCAUGCGGCUGAUGCGUAUAUUUCGUAUCUUGAAGCUGGCGCGCCACUCCACCGGACUGAGGGCAUUUGGCUUCACACUCCGCCAGUGCUACCAGCAGGUGGGCUGCCUCUUCCUCUUCAUCGCCAUGGGAAUCUUCGCCUUCUCUGCCAUGGUCUACACUGUGGAGCACGACGUUCCCCAAACCAACUUCACAAGCAUCCCCCAUGCAUGGUGGUGGGCUGCGGUAAGUAUAUUAGUUUAUAAUAGGCCAUUAGGAGUUUUAAAAAAGGCUGUCUAAUUUUCAUUCUCUGUAGCUUUAUAUUCAGCUAUGUUUCUGGUGAUCUUCCAGCGAUGAUGCAGUGAGGCUCAGGUCUGGCUUCAGGUCUGUAGUGUGUCCGGUCUAUGGCUUGCUCAGUAGUCACCUCAUAAUACUACCUACUGCAGUGUGUACUAAUGGCGGUCAGUGGUGUCCACUAACUGAAUGAUAAGCUUAAACACUGAUCUAAGUAACGGUAACCUUUUCACAUUAACUGCAUGGCCUGAUAUUACUUAAAUGGGUGGUUUAUACAGUGGGGGAAAAAAGUAUUUAGUCAGCCACCAAUUGUGCAAGUUCUCCCACUUAAAAAGAUGAGAGGCCUGUAAUUUUCAUCAUAGGUACACGUCAACUAUGACAGACAAAAUGAGAAAAAAAAUCCAGAAAAUCACAUUGUAGGAUUUUUAAUGAAUUUAUUUGCAAAUCAUGGUGGAAAAUAAGUAUUUGGUCAAUAACAAAAGUUUCUCAAUACUUUGUUAUAUACCCUUUGUUGGCAAUGACACAGGUCAAACGUUUUCUGUAAGUCUUCACAAGGUUUUCACACACUGUUGCUGGUAUUUUGGCCCAUUCCUCCAUGCAGAUCUCCUCUAGAGCAGUGAUGUUUUGGGGCUGUCGCUGGGCAACACAGACUUUCAACUCCCUCCAAAGAUUUUCUAUGGGGUUGAGAUCUGGAGACUGGCUAGGCCACUCCAGGACCUUGAAAUGCUUCUUACGAAGCCACUCCUUCGUUGCCCGGGCGGUGUGUUAGGGAUCAUUGUCAUGCUGAAAGACCCAGCCACGUUUCAUCUUCAAUGCCCUUGCUGAUGGAAGGAGGUUUUCACUUAAAAUCUCACGAUACAUGGCCCCAUUCAUUCUUUCCUUUACACGGAUCAGUCGUCCUGGUCCCUUUGCAGAAAAACAGCCCCAAAGCAUGAUGUUUCCACCCCCAUGCUUCACAGUAGGUAUGGUGUUCUUUGGAUGCAACUCAGCAUUCUUUGUCCUCCAAACACGAAGAGUUUAGUUUUUACCAAAAAGUUAUAUUUUGGUUUCAUCUGACCAUAUGACAUUCUCCCAAUCCUCUUCUGGAUCAUCCAAAUGCACUCUAGCAAACUUCAGACGGGCCUGGACAUGUACUGGCUUAAGCAGGGGUACACGUCUGGCACUGCAGGAUUUGAGACCCUGGCGGCGUAGUGUGGUUCUGGGAUUUUUGCUCACCGUUCUUGUGAUCAUUUUGACCCCACGGGGUGAGGUCUUGCGUGGAGCCCCAGAUCGAGGGAGAUUAUCAGUGGUCUUGUAUGUCUUCCAUUUCCUAAUAAUUGCUCCCACAGUUGAUUUCUUCAAACCAAGCUGCUUACCUAUUGCAGAUUCAGUCUUCCCAGCCUGGUGCAGGUCUACAAUUUUGUUUCUGGUGUCCUUUGACAGCUCUUUGGUCUUGGCCAUAGUGGAGUUUGGAGUGUGACUGUUUGAGGUUGUGGACAGGUGUCUUUUAUACUGAUAACAAGUUCAAACAGGUGCCAUUAAUACAGGUAACGAGUGGAGGACAGAGGAGCCUCUUAAAGAAGAAGUUACAGGUCUGUGAGAGACAGAAAUCUUGCUUGUUUGUAGGUGACCAAAUACUUAUUUUCCACCAUAAUUUGAAAAUAAAUUCAUUAAAAAUCCUACAAUGUGAUUUUCUGGAUUUUAUUUCCUCAAUUUGUCUGUCAUAGUUGACGUGUACCUAUGAGGAAAAUUACAGGCCUCUCUCAUAUUUUUAAGUGGGAGAACUUGCACAAUUGGUGGCUGACUAAAUACUUUUUUCCCCCACUGUAUGGUUCCUGGAUGGUGUCUUAAUACUAUAAUACUAUUACAGGGUGGACUUCAGGUCAGCGCACCUCCAUUAGAAUAUGUGUAUCUGUCCAUGUCUGUGGUUGUUCACAUGAAGCAUGCCUUAUGUGCUUAAUUAUGAUCAACACUCUGGACAUAAAGUCAGGACACCUUUAGGCCCCGUAUAUCUCUGUCUGAAAUGGUAUGAUAGGAAUUUCUUAAGUUGUGACUGAAGUGGGACAGAUAACACUUUUACAUUUCACUGUGAAAGGGGUUCAAGUUCCAUAACUCUUGUAAUUUCUGCCAUCCAGGUGAGCAUUUCCACCGUGGGCUAUGGAGACAUGUAUCCAGAGACUAUCCUGGGGCGUCUCUUUGCUUUCUUCUGUAUUUCCUUUGGAAUCAUACUGAACGGCUUGCCCAUCUCCAUCCUCUUCAACAAGUUCUCAGACUACUAUGCCAAACUCAAAUCCCACGAGUACACCGCAAACAUGAAGAACCGGGGGAAAGUUAGGUUUGCCAAAAGGACAGCAAUGAAGAUCUCACUUUGUUGUGGAGUUGGACACACUACAUGAUGCUACAGCUAACUGUUUAGGACUUCGUAGGACACAAUAUCUGCCUGAUAUUCCUUACAUUGGCAACAUAUAUUGUAUUGAAUUAAUGUAAUGUUAACUUUGAAACCGCUGAAAACCCAUGCACCCUCUUGUCUUACCCGUCAGAUAUGCUUCUCCAGGGGUGGAAAUGGGAAGGAGCCUGGGGGAAGGAGCCCGGGGGAAGGGGUUUCCGGGAGUGAAACCAUUUUGCAAUGUAAAAAUGUGCAGUUUUACAUUGAAUUCAUAGAUUUUACAUUGGAGGGUUCCAGGAGAGAUUUUCUUUCUCCAUUUCUACCCCUGCGCUUCACCCAUAUUACCCAAUGAGAGUGCUUCUCCCCCAAAGGGUAACAAUACCAUAUAGACAGAGCAUUGUCAUAAAGAGCUCCACAGGUAUCGAGCAACUUGCCCUGUCAGGUCAAGUUCAUUUUAUUGCUCCUUUUGUUUUGUUUUUGUUUUUUUGUUGUUGUUUUUUUUUGGGGGGGGGGUUGCAUUUAAUGAUUGAAACACUUUCUAUUUUGCUUAAUGUCCUUUAUGUCACAUGCUGCUUUUUUAUUAUAUAUAUAUAUAUAUAUUUUAACACUUGAAUAACAUGGAGCUUUUAUGAGAUUUGAUUUUGCAAUCCUAUCAUGUACGUAUGUUCAAUAAAGAGAAAUAAUGCUACAUGAUUUUUGUAUGUGCCAUUAAAUUACUGUUGCAAAGAUAAACAUGAUCACUCACUAAUAAAGCAAUUUUGUGUACAUUUUAGGGUAGCCUAUGAAAUAGGCCCUGCCAUGCCUUGAACUCUUUAACCUGUUAAUCAAAUCAAAUCAAAUCAAGAUUUAUUUAUACAGCACAUUUUAGAC